Molecule: messenger RNA, 237 nt
Organism: Aureococcus anophagefferens
Lineage: Eukaryota; Pelagophyceae; Pelagomonadales; Pelagomonadaceae
Exons: 1
Biological process (GO): fatty acid metabolic process
Cellular component (GO): membrane
Molecular function (GO): glycerophospholipase activity
Source: RefSeq, a predicted model, not a curated record
GGGCUGCGCGUGUUGUCGCUCGACGGCGGCGGCUCGCGCGGCGUCAUCACGAUCCAGCUCCUCAAGGAGCUCCAGGCGAGGGCCUUUCCCGGUCGGGAGCCCAGCGACGUCUUCGAUUUGGUCGUGGGCACGUCGACGGGCGCGAUUUUGGCCGUGCUCCUCGGCGCGAAGCAGUGCUCCUUGGACGUCGCGGCGCGGCUCUACGACGCGCUGAUCGACCGCAUCUUCGUCAAGGAG